Salvelinus sp. IW2-2015 is the source of this 3080-nucleotide messenger RNA. RefSeq names its product interferon regulatory factor 2-binding protein 1. The record is from RefSeq and is a predicted model, not a curated record. Gene Ontology annotation, cellular component: nucleus. NCBI's taxonomy places the organism in Eukaryota, Metazoa, Chordata, Actinopteri, Salmoniformes, Salmonidae. Gene Ontology annotation, biological process: regulation of transcription by RNA polymerase II. Gene Ontology annotation, molecular function: transcription corepressor activity.
AAGUGUAUCAUAUUUGUUAAGGUAUUUGAGAAGUAACAGAAGCGGCGAUUAUUUCUGACCUAUUGAAACCUAACGUUGCAUCUGUUUAAUCAGGACCUCAGAAAGCAAGAAAGAYAUAAAAGGGCCUAUCAAAUAUGUCCUCCUCCCAGUCAUAUUCAAGGCGGCAGUGGUGUUGCUACCUUUGCGAUUUGCCUAAGAUGCCAUGGGCUAUGAUCUGGGACUUUAGCGAGACUGUCUGCCGAGGCUGUGUGAAUUAUGAAGGUACGGACCGUAUUGAAUUCCUCAUAGAGACGGCAAGGCAGUUGAAAAUAACUCAUGUUAUGCAGGAUGACAGGUCCCCGUGUCCCCAGCCCACUAAACAUGGCCCAGGUGGGAGAGAUGGACCUAUGGAGGGUGGCAGGCCACUUCCUGAAUGCUUUGAAAGGGGAAGAGGGGACUACGGAGCCCCAGCACGGAUCCCCAACGGUCUGCACAGAAUAGAUGACGGGGGCCCACAACAAGAACUCAGUGGACAGAGCCCUAUCAAUGCCAGACGACCCAUGGUGUGUACCGUUCCGCCCAAUUUAAUGACACAUGGCCUUGUGGGGGCUCCGCACGGGUUGCUAGCAGCUGUGCCCGGUUUAAAUGCCAGAGUCGGGGGAACCCCCCUCACCCUCUCUGCCUCCAUGCUGAACGAGAUCACCAAGAGGCAGCUGAGCAUGGGCAUGGGUGUGGCCUCCUUCCUGAGCCCUGAGUUUGAGAAGGAGCUGAGGGAGAAGCAGAGGAACGCAGAGGCUCUGGCCGAGCUGUCGGAGAGUGUACGGAACCGAGCAGACGACUGGGCCGGCCGACCCAAGGCUGUACGAGGGGCCCUGCUCACCCUCUCCGGCUGUACCCCCUUCAAUGUGCGCUUCAAGAAGGACCACAGCCUGGUGGGGCGGAUCUUUGCCUUCGAUGCCAAGCUGACGCUGGACUUUGAGCUGAAGAUCUUUGCGGAGUACCCGUGCGGCUCGGGGAACAUGUUCUCCAGCCUGGCGGCGCUGGUCAAGCAGAUGUUCCACGACAGCCAGAGAGACUCUGGGAGCAAGGUGGUCAACUCGGGCCUGAAGUAUGUGGAGUACGAGAAAAGGCAUGGCGCGGGGGACUGGCGACUGCUCUCUGAGCUGCUGAGUGAUGCGGUACGGGCCUUUAAGGACACCCCCGGCCCUGACGUUCUCCCCAAGCCCUACCUGGACGCCAGCUGCUCCAUGCUGCCCACAGCGCUGUGUCACAUGUCCCGCUCGGCACCGCCAGUCCACGGGCGCCGGAGGAAGGCUUCCCCAGAGCCCCAGGGUGGAGAGGUGGUGACCACAGAGGAGCAGCUCCGGCAGCAUUGGCCCAUGGGGAUGUACCCGGGAAUGGCUAUCCACCUAGCUGCCUCCUCCUUCCCCAGCGCUAGCCAGCCACCUCCUCACCAGGAGGGCUCAGCCUCCCAUUCCCACAGCAGCGAUCCCUCCCCCAUCACAGCACUGAUGAGCGUGGCUGACAACGCAGGUGCAGCCGCCGGCCAGUCACCCAGAGAGGCCCCUAGCAGCAGCAGUAGUGGUGGAGGCCUGGGCCACUCCUCCUUGGCAGUGAGACAGAGCAGCAGCAGCCCCAUGGCAGCGUGCCCUGCGGGGCAGCAGCGGCGCCUGGCCUCCAGGAAUGGGGAACCCCAGGGAGCCAGCAACUCUGCAGGGGGAACCACAGCAGCUCUCCCUCUGGCUGGGGCCUCGGACCAGGGAGCAGGGGACCCCUCCAGCUCCUCUGGUCCCCCUCUCUGCUGCACCAUCUGCCACGAGCGCUUGGAAGACACUCACUUUGUCCAGUGCCCCUCGGUUGCGGCCCAUAAGUUCUGCUUCCCAUGCACCAGAGACUUCAUCCGGAGCCGGGGGGCCGGCAGCGAGGUGUUCUGCCCCAGUGGAGAGAGGUGUCCCCUGGUAGGCUCCAACGUGCCCUGGGCCUUCAUGCAGGGAGAGAUCGUUACCAUCCUGGCUGGAGAUGUCAAGGUGAAGAAGGAGCGCGACCCCUAAAUCCUCUGGGACAGCUGACUAAGGCUGUUGACACCUGAGUGGAGCUGCAGACAGAUAACGACAAUCUCAACAGGUUGUCCCCACCUCACAGCCAAUCACCACAGCAAUCCGCCAGGUUCUCCCCACCUCACAGCCAAUCACCACAGCAAUCCGCCAGGUUCUCCCCAACUCACAGCCAAUCAUCAUACACCUCCACCUGCAUGGGGCAGGCUUUACACUACCACAUCACUGUCUGGUUGGUUAGGGGGUGACGAUACCCCCAGCCCCAGCUCACCUCUAAUACCUAAUUCACCCCUUUGUCCCUCAAACAUCAACUUAUCUACAUUAGUAUUGGUCACUAGUAUUAGUCACUGACUUUAUAAACCAGUGGACCAUGGUUGAGAAGUAUGAACYUCGUCUAGCCUCUGUUCUAGGUGAUUUUAGGGCUGCUGUUUUCUGUUUCCUUGAACAUCGUUCUAACAGAUAUCCGAGUGGCAAUGUGAACGAGUGAUGACGUCACGAAAUGUUACAGCAACAUACAGACUAGAACUGUUUUUGUUUUACGUCACAUUUGCGCUUUACGUAAAAAACUGACGCCGACUGUCACGGAGCGAAUUGUUUGCUCUUUGUUGAAACCUCAAACCAGCAGCAGUUAAUGUCGCGCCAUCGAUUUUAUAAGACCGUAGCGGGGACUUUCAGUGCUACGCGACACAGUAACAUGGCUUUCACAGUGCCCAACAAAGGUGCUUUAUCCCGCAUGUAUGAAAUGGGAUGGAUACCUCUAUUUUAUACUGAAUGUAGAAUGCAAGACAAUCUUUCUCCAUGGUAAUAGAUGUGCAAUCUAUAGUUUUGAGACAACACAGCUUGUGGUGUGUACCACUAAGUAGCCUAAACUCAUACAUAGAAACCAAAGAUUCAUGCUAAUGUAAAUGUACAGUGCCUAUAGAAGGUCUACACCACCUUGAACUUUUUUCAAAUGUUGUUUGCGUUACAAAGUAGGAUUGUAAUAGAUUUAAUUGUAAUUUGUUUUGCCAUUGAUCUACAGAAAAUACUCCAUAAUGUCAAAGUGAA